GCCACCUUGAAAAGAAAGAUCCACGGGAGGAGAGCUAGGUACUUUACAACUUGUAGGAUUUUUUUUAUCGGCAGUUAUUUCCUUAUUAGCUGAUGGAAAACCUGCACUUCUUACCUGUGCUUGAUGCGCGGUGGAAAACCAGACCAAACCCCCAAACCGGGUGGUAGAAAAGAUUCCCUCAUCUCAAGUGGAUUAAUUGAAUGUGGCAGGCACUAUUGAUGCGUACAAGCACUAUGGUGUACAGUUAAAGACUUGUGAGCAUAUUGACAGUAGCAAACAGUGGUAAUAUGCAAUCAGUCAAGCAAGAGGUGGACUCCAGUGAGUCCUACAGUGGAGAGGAUGCCCUGGUCCUGGCUGUGGCCUUACAAGGAGCUAACAGAGACCUGAUUGGCCACAAAAUCUCUGCAAUUCCACUCAAGGCUAAAACUAGCUGUCGCAGGAAAAGGGAGUUUAUCCCAGAGGAGAAGAAAGACACCCUUUACUGGGAGAGGCGUCGUAAAAACAAUGAGGCGGCCAAGCGCUCAAGGGAGAAGCGGCGCAUAAACGACAUGGUGCUUGAGAACAAGCUGAUGGCCCUUGGAGAGGAAAAUGCUUCCCUCAAGGCUGAGCUCCUGUCCCUGAAGCUGAAGUUUGGCCUGGUGAGCUCAGCAGCAUAUGCCCAAGAGGCCCAGAAGUUAUCCAGGUCCACCCCUGUCAACCUUUACCAGGAGUUUGUUCCACUCAGUCCGGAGCAAGGUUCUUCCAGGAAGGAUUUGGAGCCUCUUCAUUUGCGCAGCAGCUGCAUAUCAGUCAUCAAGCAUUCACCUCACUUGCCCGAGACGUGCACAGCAACUCAGGGUAGCUUCAGUAUCUGCAGGACGACAGAGGUCAAGCAAGAACCAGCAGAGAAUGGCAGCGACGUACAGGAGAGGAGUAGUCCCUAUGAGCUGUAUAGAAACUACUUAGCCAACCCUCUGUCUGGUGUCUACUCCCAGCCGGCUUCAUUCCUGCAGCUCACCAGGUCAUCCAGUAACUCCCCCAGGAGCUCAGACGAUGGUGCUGUAAGCAAAUCAUCAGAUGGUGAGGAUGAGCAGCAGGUCCCCAAAGGGUUGAUACCAUCUGUAGCUGACCCGAGAAGUGUUAUUGUCUCCACACACAAAGUGCCAGAUGCCAGUUCUUCAGCUUUGCCCCAUAAACUGCGGAUCAAAGCCAGAACCACCCAAAUCAAAGUGGAGGCCAUUGACCCUGAAUACGAGUUCUCUGGAAAGUCCUCAUCUCCCGUCAUCAUUACAGAGGGAGGAUGCUACAGGACCACUCAGGACUGUUCAGAAUACACGCAGUCCACCCUGUGCCCUUUGUCAGUGCAGGUUAACAACAUGCAAGGCUGGGGCCACCGGUCUGAGCAGUGGCAUAAAAGCAGCUCAGAGACACUGUGGGGUGGUUGCAAGAGUAGCAGGCAAACCCCAAGCCCCAUCUCAAACAAAAGCGUUGUGGAUGUAAAAGAACCUUCCUAUGCACAUUCAGAUACCGAGGACUUGUAUAUAAAACAGGACCUUGCCACUCUGUCUGCCAAAGUGGCCUCUUUGAAAAGACUGAUCACAACACAGCAAGGGUCUGUGAUAGAGUCAACCAAAAGCACCGCAGAUCAUCAGGAGUCAUUAUCAAAAUAAUGGUCCUGUCAAUAACCUUUUGUGUGUUUUGCAUUUCCACUUCAUUUGCUGUUGCACUGUGUGGUUGUUAUUAGGUUGAAAUAAUGUUUUGAUUACUGUAAAUUUUCAAAUAGAAGGUGUCUAAAACAAUAGCUGUUUCAAGCACAAACUAAGGCUGCGUACUAACAGGCUGAGGAGGGGAGGGCUGACCUGUGUUUUAAUCUCUGGCUUUGUAAAAUCAGCAUAAUGCACAGCUUUCUCUUCUCUAACUUAAAUACUGUUUUCAUUCACUUAUUAAUUCUGGAUACUUCUGUUAAGUUACGCUCAAUGAAAGUUAAGACUUGCAAUAUUAAAAGCCUACAGCUUUUAAUGUGAAAAAUCUGUGCAGGAAGCUUUGAGUUUCAUUGAGCUUGAUCAGGCAUUAAAAAAAUAAAAAAGUCAAAGUGACAGGAAUUAAUGCUGAUUGAAAACAGUGUGUCUGUUAAAAUGGACAGUCCAUAGAAUGGCUGACUGAUCAAGCUGGUGUUAGCAUUAACGGUUCAUUAAAACAGAAGCAGAUUGAGAAAACAGGGAAUAAUCCUGUUUGAACCUGGUUCAAUAAAGGGUUUCCCUGCACUAUUUGAGAAUUUACCGUAAUUUGUUAAUAAGUGAUGUACACCAAACAUCACUGUGUAGGACACUGUUAUGUGUGAAACUUUUUAUUUUACUUAUACCAUAUUAUUCAUGAUGUCACUGGACUGUAACCAUCACUAUACACCUACUGUCACUGGACACUGUUGUACUUUGAUUCUGUGGAGCUUAAAAAGGCACAGUUAGCAACGGCUAGCUGCUGCUGUUUUCAUUACUUUUGGGUGGCGGGGGGGGGGGGGGGGCUUUGGUCAUUUUUUGCCUUAAAGUUGAAAUCAUGUCAUUAAUUAAUGUAAUAUGGUUAUUGCAUCCAUUUGUAUGUUGGUGUGGGGGACAGAUUUUACAUGGUUGGAGACGCAGUCCAUACUUCUGCUUUAAAGGAAUGUUUGGAAGUGCUUUAUUUUACAGGUUUGUUAUUUCUGAAAAAUUUCAUCUGGGAAAGAUUUAUGUAAUUUGGUACAUAUUAAGGCGUAAAAAUAGAUGUUUAAUUGGCACAAUGUGACCCUGAGAGUCUUGCAGCAUAUCAUCUGAACAUGUAAAAAUAUGAAACUGAGCUUUGCUUUCAGAGACAUUCCUGUUCUUCCUGUAAUUAGUGUCUGAUUACAGGAAACUUUGGAGGAAUGUGUUACAAACCUGUGAAAUCCAGCAUUUACUGAUCUCUGUUGUCCUUGCUGACAAUGUUUAAUGCAGCUUACCUUCACCACUUAAGCAAACAGUACUUUGUUCUUGUACACGUUGCAGUCAGUGACGUUUUCACUGCAUUCCAACAGUGAGCAGAAACAACUACACAGACACCACACGGCACACUCCAUUGUCUCUGCUGUAGUUUUUUAAAAAAAAAGCAGCAAGGUACAGAUUUUGGCUUUAAAAGAACUUUUAAAUAGACUCUGCUACAUUCACUGGGUCACUGUUUUCCAAACAGCCAUCACUUCUCUUUUGUUUUACUGUUUUUUUUUUGUAGUCUUGUCACUUAAACUUUUCAGGUCGCUGGUUUAGCUGAGAAUGUGUGUGUGACACUAUAGCUGCAGAAUUGUGACUACCAUUGGAUGAAAAUCACAAGAGUGUAACUGGAUUUUACGAAACAUUCUGUCACAUUCUGUCCUCAAUUUUGAAAAAUUGAGGACUUGAAUAUUUGUUAUUGGAAAGUUUUCAGAGAAUCAUUAGCAUUAUACCCCUACAGUUCUCAUAAUUGUUGGUUAUUUCAUGUAAUGGAAUCCAGAACUGUCAGGGUUUCACCUAAACGGCUUAUGUUUCAGUUUAUUAAAGCCAUUUUCGUGAUUACGUCGUACAUCAUCUCAUCUCAGUCUCACUGAUGAUGACUCCACUUUGCCCAGCAGCCUUAAGUCCAGCUAUCCAGAUUGGAACACUUUUCCCAAAAUUUAUUGUAACGUUUUGGUUUUUUGUUUGUUUGUUUGUUUACAAUAAAUGUCUUGUUGCUGAA
Toxotes jaculatrix (banded archerfish) is the source of this 3696-nucleotide messenger RNA. It is a transcript of the gene nfil3, whose product is annotated as nuclear factor, interleukin 3 regulated. The record is from RefSeq and is a predicted model, not a curated record. Bases 288 to 1649 code for a protein of 453 amino acids. Gene Ontology annotation, cellular component: nucleus. Lineage: Eukaryota; Metazoa; Chordata; Actinopteri; Toxotidae. Gene Ontology annotation, biological process: regulation of DNA-templated transcription; circadian rhythm; DNA-templated transcription. Gene Ontology annotation, molecular function: DNA-binding transcription factor activity; DNA binding. The transcript is spliced from 2 exons.